Molecule: messenger RNA, 1665 nt
Organism: Kwoniella mangroviensis CBS 8507
Lineage: Eukaryota; Fungi; Basidiomycota; Tremellomycetes; Tremellales; Cryptococcaceae
Exons: 2
Coding region: 1-1665 (554 amino acids)
Source: RefSeq, a predicted model, not a curated record
AUGGAAUCAAGUGGAAGUCCCAUUCUCACGCCCCUCUCCCCCUCAUCACUCCAUUCACCUCCUCCGCUAUCCUCCGCAGGUCUAUCAUCAAGGAUCACCUCGUCGGUCAGCACCGUCCAUCCUAGACUUAGUACGCUCUUACCUAACUCAUCGGGAUAUCUGGCAUUCUCAUCUAGACCUAAACAAGAAAUCAUUCAGAAGAACAAGAAACGGUCGUAUUCGUUCUCGAGUUAUUUUAGGAGAUUACCUCGAAGAUUGAAUAGGUCGUUCUCUUCAACUGUCUCCAGAGGAGGCCCAAAAGACAGACUGAACUCACCUGCUAGACCUCAAGAGUACGUGAGAAAAGAAAAAGAGAAAGAUCCGGUCACCAGGGAAGAGGAGUGGAAAGAAGUUGAAGAUGAAUGGAAAUCACAAGCGAAAGGGUUGAAAGAAGGCUAUAUGCAGUGUCUCAAUGGAGCGAGAUGUAUCACCAUCACUGAUCCGAUUGGUGAUUUGACCGAUGAAUUCCUCCAAUCGACAGUCAUAAUUUCCUCUUCUCAAGAUCCAUUCCCUCAUGUAUCCGACAUGACACACCAAUCCUCUAGACGCAGAUCAUCUUCUACUCCCGAGCUGAGCCGUCCAAUUUUACCAACUCUACCUGGCAAAUUCAACUUGUCGCCUGUCCCUCCUUCACCAGCAUCGUAUACACCUCUCAAAUCGAGUAAAGAGGAUCACGAUGGAGUUCAUAGAGAUGAAACUCAUGAAGAAGAGGUCAUAGAAGAUAAUGCUAGGAUUCUAGACGUUAGAGCGGGAACAGCAAGUUCGUCAACUAGGAGAGUACCUACUCAGAAAUCCGUUCAUCCCACUUUAGGUAACAAGUCGACCGAGAAUGGGGAAAUGGUCAACCAUCAUUCAAUCCCAGAUAUGGAUGAUUCAGAAGAAGAAGAUUUGAAGACACCUCGACAAGUGGAUGAAGAUGUCUUCGAACCGCUCAUUUUCCCUGUACCGAGAAUCCAGCAACAACUACCCGAUCAUGGCAAUGCCACCUUUAGCGCUGAUGAUGAAUCUGUAUCACUACCGAAAGCGGACUCAUUGACCACUCAUUCUUCGCAUUGGAAUACGGUAAACCCACAUCGACCCGCACGGCCAUCAGCUCCCGCUCCGCCACUUACCACUCCCUCUGAACGAGGUUCUCUCGUCCUUGCCCCAGACGAGUACGAAUAUCUCUUACCUCUGCAAGUAAUCGACGUAAUCAACACGCCGAUCUCGGAAUCUCAUAUAUCCAGCUCGCAUUCUCGCUACUCAGCCGGCAUUAAGAGGUCACAUUCCACAUCUACAUCCUCCUCCUCCUCGACCGCCAGACCUAUCGUUCGACCCAAUAAUACAUUAAACAACGAUACUCCCCUAUAUUCUCUUGAAGGAAACUCACAUUCACUUUCAGUCCAAUCGCCAUCAACAACUUCAACUUACCAACCGAAUUUUCAAGGCGGGACAAGGGAUGUAUAUCGCGAACAUCUUCAAAGAGCCGUAGUUCAGCAAUACAACGAUUCGCUUACUCCCCGCAAACCUCCGAACCAAGGGCAGGGAGAUAUGCUGGUAGUUCCUGAUCGAAGAGGGCAAGGGAAAGGGUUGAGAAGGGCGUUGGGCAGAGGGAUAUGGUAUAAGAGGAGUAGGAAUGGAAUUUAG